Molecule: messenger RNA, 1160 nt
Organism: Callithrix jacchus (white-tufted-ear marmoset)
Lineage: Eukaryota; Metazoa; Chordata; Mammalia; Primates; Cebidae
Source: RefSeq, a predicted model, not a curated record
CUGUGACUGCUUCCCCCACGGCUCCCACAGCCGCGCUUGCGACAUGACCACUGGGCAGUGUGCCUGCAAGCCUGGUGUCAUCGGCCGCCAGUGCAACCGCUGUGACAACCCGUUCACCGAGGUCACCACACUUGGCUGCGAAGGUCCGAGUUGCCCCUUGACUCCCCUCAGGUCACAGCGCAGGGACAGGCCACCAGGCUGGCGUGCACAUGUGUGUGUGCACUCAGGGUGUUUGGGGGGACCCUGGGCUCCUUCGUGUUCUACGUCCUCUUGACCUUCUAGAAACCUUGUUCUGCGUGAGGGGCAUGGGUCAGAGCCUGGUCACCCCAUCUCCAGCUCUGACGUGGAUGGGGGGUGGGGGAGACGCUAGGGUUUGGUUCUUAGUGGGAGCAGGGCCUCCUGCAGGGAGGGGCGCACACAGACAGCAGGGCCCGUUUGUGGCCGUCAGCACAGCGUGCCCUGCUGAGUGGCCUUCUCUCCUCUCUAACCCAGUGAUCUACAAUGGCUGUCCCAAAGCGUUCGAGGCCGGCAUUUGGUGGCCGCAGACCAAGUUCGGGCAGCCAGCUGCAGUGCCAUGCCCCAAGGGGUCCGUCGGAAAUGCAGUUCGACACUGCAGUGUGGAGAAGGGCUGGCUGCCCCCAGAGCUCUUCAACUGCACCACCGUCUCAUUCGUGGACCUCAGGACCGUGAAUGAGAAGCUGAGCCGCAACGAGACACAGGUGGAUGGCGCCAGGGCCCUGCGGCUGGUGAGGGCACUGUGCAAUGCCACGCGGCACAUGGCCACACUCUCUGGCACUGAUGUGUGCACGACCUACCAGCUGCUGGGCCGCGUCCUGCAGCACGAGAGCCGGCAGCAGGGAUUCGACCUGGCGGCCACACAGGACGCUGACUUCCAUGAGGACGUCAUCUACUCGGGCAGCGCCCUCCUGGCUUCAGCCACCAGCACAGCAUGGGAGCAGAUCCAGUGGAGCCAGGGUGGCACGGCACAGCUGCUUCAGCACCUCGAGGGCUACUUCAGCAAUGUGGCACGCAACAUGCGGCGGAUGUACCUGCGGCCCUUCGUCAUUGUCACCGCCAACAUGAGUAAGGCGCUGGCUGCGUGGGGGGUGGAACCCCACGAUCAUCGGGGCUCUACCCAGGAGCUGGGCCCAUGGGUGUAG